Messenger RNA from Siniperca chuatsi (mandarin fish), 5031 nucleotides. RefSeq names its product VPS10 domain-containing receptor SorCS3-like. The coding region runs from base 761 to 4513 and encodes 1250 amino acids. The record is from RefSeq and is a predicted model, not a curated record. Gene Ontology annotation, cellular component: membrane. Gene Ontology annotation, molecular function: protein binding. NCBI's taxonomy places the organism in Eukaryota, Metazoa, Chordata, Actinopteri, Centrarchiformes, Sinipercidae. The transcript is spliced from 28 exons.
GUUUCCUGGGCUGUUGUGCAGUAGAAGGCCUGAGGCGCAUUGUAUUAGUGGCCUAAAAAAAGCCUUAUAAUGUCACCAGAAAUACAAGCACAGUUGAAAAUCCUGCACGUCUGCGGCUCAGCACAUCAAAACGAUAUCAGUUAACACCUCUGGAUCUUUAUCAGGAAGUCCAACCGAAUUUCACCAAAAUGUACUCUCAAACACGCGCACGCGCACACAGUUGACAGGUGAAUCCGCUGUUGAUUGAUGCAAGCAAAUGAUGUUUUCCCCCCUGUCGUUUCAGAUGCAAAAAUGUUGCCACAGCGUGAAAACAACACUGUUCUGCAAAGCACAAAUUACUUUUGCUGUCAACCGCUCCGAGCCAAUCAAGUGCUGUUUUGGAUAACUUUUAUAGGUUUACAUAAAUAGCCUAAGACCUUACUGAAUAAAAACUGUCGUCCCAGACGGAAAAAAAAUCGUGGAAUAAUUUCAAAAUGAUUUCGGGUGAUAUCAGCAUUUUAAAGACGUUUUUUUUUUUCUCCAAACAUCCUCAUGAACAAUGAGCUCAAACCGUUCCUGCAGUCACUCUCCGUCGCCGCGUUUGCCUGAUACGCAGCGCCUCCCCAACUGGUCCCUCACUUUGACAAAUUCCUGGACGUGAGCGGGUCUGCUGAAUGGCUUCUUGCUCGUAAAGAAGAUAUCUUGAAUAUUUUAGAAGUUGAAUAGCUCUGCUACAUCUUUUUUUACCACCACAGGUAGACUAUUAGCUUGGAAGAACACAAUGGGACUGUGGUUAUUUUCGAGUUUUUCUCUUUUGGCUUUCGUAUUGUUGUACCCCUUUCACCCCAAGUUUGUGGCUCAAGCGGAAAUAAGUUCUCCCAGAACAAACGACAGAUCUUAUCGCCUGGAGGUAACAUCGCUGGAGGCACGUGUAACCCGAAAAUCAACGGAGGUCAAAGUCUCACUCAAAGUCGACAAUAGCGUAAAAGUUUUAAGCACUUUUGAAACGGAAGCAGCCGGUGCUUUGAAACCGAACAAUGGUAGCCAAGUGGGGUAUGAAACACAGAGUGGACUUGGAAAUAAGGCACCGAUCGCCAUCAAAACGGCACCAAACUAUCAAAACCGUGUCAAAAUACCUGGUAAAGAGUAUGGUAACAUUUCCGAGGACAACCAAAGGCGACCUCCAGCCAACAUAAUGUUAGAAAACACAUUUCCUGACACAAGAGAGAGGGCAAAAAGGAGCGUGGGUACAACAUACACCGAAAAUGUGGAUAGGAGCAUUAGUGGAGAAGCUCAGUCAAGACAGAGGUUUAUGGAGACUGUGCAAGGUGUUUCCAACUCCAGAGCCGAGUACCGGCGCACUGGGGAGGAAGCCAGAGGGUCUAACCCGAGGCAAAGCGAGCCGCACCUGGACACUUCUACUUUUGCUCUGUCGGGAGACUCGGCACACAACCAGGCGAUGGUUCACUGGUCCGGACACAACAGCAGCGUGAUCCUGAUCUUGACUAAGCUGUAUGACUUCAACCUGGGGGCCGUUACUGAGAGCUCACUCUGGAGAUCCACUGAUUAUGGAAGCACCUACACCAAACUCAAUGACAAAGUGGGUUCAAGGACAGUUUUAAGUUACCUGUACGUCUGCCCUACCAACAAACAGAAGAUAAUGAUGCUUAGCGACCCAGAGGUAGAGAGCGCUGUUCUCAUCAGUUCAGAUGAAGGGGCAAGCUUUGAGAAGCAUCUCAUUAACUUCAAUAUCCUGAGCCUGCUCUUCCACCCUGCACAGGAGAACUGGAUGCUGGCUUACAGUCAUGACAGCAAGCUGUACAGUUCAAUGGACUUUGGGAGGAAAUGGCAGCUUGUUCACGACAACGUGAUGCCAGGCCGAUUCUACUGGGCGGUAAUGGGGCUGGACAGAGAAUCAGAUGUGGUCCACAUCGAGACGCGCAUUGCAAAAGGCCGCGCCCAAUACGUGAAGUGCAGAGCCCAGCGAUGCACAGAUGGCAACAGGCAGUACCUCUUUCCUGGACAUGUAGACACCAACUCACUGGUUGUGCAGGAUGAAUAUGUUUUCACACAGGUAACCAAGUCAGGACGAGCCAGCUACUUUGUCUCCUACAUGAGAGAAUCCUUCAAGCGGAUGAAAUUACCUAAAUAUUGUCUACCAAAGGAUAUGCACAUUAUCAGUACAGAUGAGAAGCAGGUAUUUGCUGCAGUCCAGGAGUGGAAUCAGAACAACACUUACAGCCUGUAUAUCUCAGACUCCCCUGGUGUCUACUUUACCCUUUCAUUAGAGGAUCUGAGAACCAGCAGAGGACCUGCCGGUAACCUACUGGUUGACUUUUAUAAGGUUGAGGGGAUAAAUGGCAUGUAUCUCGCCAACAAACUUCUGGACAGUCAUGUCAAGACUUUUAUCACAUACAACAAGGGACAAACAUGGGCCCUGCUGCCAGCUCCUGCCACUGAUGUGGCAGGAAAUAACCUUCACUGCAUCCUGCCAUUUUGUUCGCUGCAUCUUCAUCUGGAGAUGUCGGAGAAUCCCUACACGUCCGGACCCAUCACCAGCAAAAAGUCUGUACCAGGAAUCAUUGUGGCUACAGGGAAUAUCGGAACAGAGCUGUCCUCCACCAACCUUGGGAUGUUUAUAACAUCUGAUGCAGGAAAUAGCUGGAGACAGAUUUUCGAUGAAGAGCACAACGUUUGGUUUCUUGACAAUGGAGGGGCCAUGCUGGCAGUCUUACAUGCAGCGACACCUAUUCGACACUUAUGGAUCAGUCUAGACGAAGGAAAGAAAUGGGACCGUCACAGUUUCUCCUUGGCACCUCUAUAUGUGGAUGGAGUUUUAAUGGAGCCAGAAUCUGACAAUCACAUUAUCACUUUCUUUGGACACUUCAGCCAUCGAUCAGAGUGGCAGCUGAUCAAGAUCGACUACAAGGGCCUCUUUAGCAGGAGAUGCAUGGAUGGAGAUUAUCAGACAUGGCACCUUCACAACAAGGGAGAGCUGUGUGUGAUGGGCGAGAAGCAGAUCUAUAUGAAGCGCAGGCCAGGCAACCGUUGCAUGCUGGCCCAGGAUUAUUCAAGGAUCUAUUCCUCAGAGCCAUGCCUUUGCACAGCUUAUGAUUUUGAAUGUGAUUAUGGGUGGGAACGCCAGGCGGAUGGGAAAUGCUCCCCUGCUUUUUGGUUUAAUCCAAAUGGUGCGGCUAAAAGCUGCAGCACCAGCCAAAGCUUCCUUAACAGCACAGGGUAUCGGAAGGUUUUGUCCAAUAACUGUAAGGAGGGAGGGAAGAAUGUGUACUCGCCCAAGAGGCAGGCAUGCCGUCCCAGCCCACCCCGAGGCCUCCGGCUAUCCAUCAGUCAAGGAGAGUUCAGUGCCACUGUUGGAAGCAACGUUACUUUCAUGGUUUACCUGGACAAUGGAGACUCGCUGAGGACCAGCAUCCAGCUAGACUUUGGGGACGGCAUCAAGAUCACAUACUCUAACCUGAGCAGGACUGAUGAUGGCAUCAAGCACAUCUACAGAACGACUGGGAUUUACAGAGUGACAGCUUCUGCUGAAAACAGCUACGGAUCUGACAGCAGUACACUGUUUUUACACAUCACCAGUCCAGUGGAGCGUGUAUAUCUCUCCGCUCCUAUUGUAGCCAUCAGAGGGAAGGAGGCUAAUCUGACUGCGGUGGUUUGGCCGAGUCACACCAGAACAUUGACCUUCUUCUGGUGGUUUGACAACAGCUCGGAGCCCAUUAUAACCUUGGAGGGAAGCAUAUCAUACACGUUUCAGACAGAGGGGAAAAACAAGGUUACGGUCCAGGUUGCUUCUGGGAGCACCAUAAUGCAGGAUUCAAAAGUUAUAACUGUUAAAGAGUUCUUCAGGUCGCUGCUUUUGUCGUUCUCGCCAGCUCUUGAUGAGCACAACCCUGACAUCCCCGAGUGGAGGGAGGACAUAGGGCGUGUGGUGCGGACAGCUCUGUCACAGGUGUCUGGGGUUCCUGAUGAUCAGCUGCUGGUGUCUUUGUACCCUGGACUUCCAACUACAGCAGAGCUCUUUAUCCUACCUGAUGAGCAUACAUCAAGUGAGCACAAGAGAAGGAGUGAGGAGGCUCUGGAGACGAUAUCAGAUAUUUUUGUCACUGCCCUGAACCAAGGCCUGAUCCAGUUUGAGCUGAAAGCUGAUAUUCGCAUUAUUGUAUACAUGACUCAGCAAACUUUGGCGCCGCUUGUGGAUUCAAACUCCAUCCACAGUGGGUCGGCCAUGCUGAUGCUGCUCGCUGUGGUAUUUGUUGGUUUAGCGGCAUUCUUCAUCUACAAGUUCAAAAGGAAAAUCCCUUGGAUCCAUGUUCAGACUGAGGACAGUCAUGAGAAGGACUCGGAAGUGAUCAGUACAGUCGGUCAGAACGACAACAUGUCCAAGGUCAAGCUCAGUGAGUUUUCCUCUCCAAAAGAACUCAUGGAAAAGGAGCUAGAGGCCAGGAACAGAGGAAGAAUUGGAAGAAAUAUGGAGAGAAUUGUUACAAGGGAAUUUCCAAACUGUACAAAUGUCUAAGACAAGCGCUCUGUCACUGAAUGAUGGUACACAACAAAAAUAUAUGGAUAUAUGGACAUGAACGUCUGGCCUUAGAAGUGGAAAUACUGAAAACUUGUACAUGGAAUGUAAAUCUAUACAGUAGCUUCAUCCUACUUUAUUGUAAAGUCAACUCACUGAACAAGCAGUAAUAUGUUUCCAUGACCUUCAAGUCUCACAACAAGCUGUUUGUCCUCUUUAUUUUAUUUUUUACAGUAGCAUGCCCUAAUUAUCUGUGAUAAAAGACUCAAGUCUAUAUUAGGGUGAGCGAGUACUGUGUAUAUAUCAUGGUUGGUUUUAAAGUUUACUUGACACAUUAAACUAAUUAUUAAACACCUUGUCUAAUAGUCUAGUUGUGCAAUUGCCAAAAGUUGUGCAUGAUCUAUGAUAUUGUUCAUUAUGUUGAUGAUAUAAGAACCGUCUUGUUUUGAAUCAUAUUUCUUACUGUGAACAAAUUGACAUUUUAAAAUUGUUCAAAAUAAAUGUAUUUUUAUAUGAAA